UUGAACCGUGGUUCGUCAAAAGUUAAAAAUAGGUCCACGCAAAAACCCCCCAACAAGAGCAAUUGGUUUUGGGUCUGUAAUGUUCUUCAUAAACCCUGGAUAAACCCUAAUUUUGGAAAGCAUUACAAUCGAAUUAGAUGCUCUCUGCUUCCAAUAGCUUCAAACAAGUCGCAUGGAAAACCCCCAAAUUGUAUUGCAUUUCUUUCUUCUUGUUCAAUCCCUACAGCUACAAAGGUUCUGAUCAAGACUUGUCUUUCACGAAACUACAUGGAUCAAUCUCUCAGUUAUUGAACACUAAACAUAUGACAACAACCGCGGUUAAACCUCCCAUUUCACGGAUAUGUGCACCGUAUCCCAUGCUAGCGUUUACAGCCCGAUCAUUGGUAACUAAACCAUCUAUCGAGGAUGAGGAAGCAGCUUCUCAAGUUUUGGAUGCAAUUGGUUUUGAUUUACAAAAAAAUCCCACUUCCAUCAAGGAUCUGUGUACUAAUCACAUCAAUGAACUCUGUAAAAAGAGACAGCUACGCGCAGCUGCUAGGCUACUGCAGUUAUUACGUGAUAAACACGCCAUCAGCAGUCUGCCAGCGUAUAAUCUUCUUCUGGCUGCAGCUUCUGAAAAGAAUGAUACACAGAUUGCAUUGCAUGUUUUUUACGACAUGUUAGUUAACCACCUACGAAUGAAUUCAGCUACCUUUUUUAACAUCGCGAAGGCUGUUUCAAAGAGCAAUGAUUUGACCUUAGUGCAAUCUUUUGUCAAGGAAGUCUCACAACUGGUUAAUGCAGCAAGUGUUACGAUUAUUAUUAACAGGAUCAUCUAUGGAUUUGCAGAUUGUGGGCAUGUGCAUAAUGCUAUGCUUGUAUUUGAUCAUAUGAAGACUUUCAAGUUAAACCCGAAUUUGGUUACUUAUAAUACCGUGUUAGGGAUACUAGGUAAAGCUGGACGGGUAGACGAGAUGCUCGACGCGUUUGCUUCAAUGAAAAAGGCAGAUAUUGACCCUGAUAUCUUUUCAUAUAAUACCUUGUUACAUAGCUUGAGGAGGGUCGGUAGAUUUGAUUUGUGUGUGGAGAUGAUAAAAGAAAUGGGAGAAGUGGGAUUGCAGCCUGAUUUUAUAACUUACACUGCACUGAUCGAGUGUUUUUUCAAAUCAGGUAACAUUGAAGAAUCGUUGAGACUCUUUCAACACAUGAAGCGUUGGGAUGUACGCCCUUCAAUUUACAUUUAUCGAUCUCUGAUCAAUAAUUUGAAGAAAUUGGGCAAGUCUGAGUUAGCACUAAAAUUCUUGGAGGAGAUGAAUGAACAUCGGAAGGAUCUUAUAUGUCCAAAAGAUUUUAAAAAGAAAAACAGAUAAUACGAAAUUUUCUUCUACAUGGGUUUUCCUCUUUCUUCGUGAUGUUUACCGAUUUUUCUACUAUACAUCCUGACUGUAUCUGUAUCUAUUCUUUUUCUAGCAACCUCGGAUGCUUUGUGAUUUUACAUAAUCAUAUAUUUGUAGACAAAGCAUGUGAUAGAUUCUGCAUAUAAAGUUCAAUUCUUUUGAGUUUAA
Messenger RNA from Helianthus annuus (common sunflower), 1544 nucleotides. Its product is annotated as pentatricopeptide repeat-containing protein At1g11900. Gene Ontology annotation, molecular function: protein binding. The coding region runs from base 138 to 1349 and encodes 403 amino acids. NCBI's taxonomy places the organism in Eukaryota, Viridiplantae, Streptophyta, Magnoliopsida, Asterales, Asteraceae. The transcript has 2 exons. The record is from RefSeq and is a predicted model, not a curated record.